AUGCAAUCCAACAAAACACAGAAACGGCGAUGGGAGAGGGAGAAUACCUUACCAAGGAAACGAGCGCGUCAAAGUUGUGAGGCCUGCAAGGCUCGCAAAACCAAGUGUGUCGGUGUCGAGAAUGGCGACUGCGAAUAUUGCAAGUCGCUUAAUGUACCCUGUGAAUUCAAUCUCAAAAACCGGAAGCGACCAUUUUACAGGGUAUCUGAGGAAGCCUACGAUUAUUUGAUUAAGCUGCUCCGACGAUUCGUUUCUGAAGAGGAGCUGCCGGAGCUCACAGUCGCAAGCAUAAGUGGUUACCUCGAGCAAAUGAAUAACGAGCCUGAACACGUCUUGUCUGAGGAUCGUGACAGAAACGCAGACCCCAGCGACAUUGUCUCAAUUCCGAACCCUCGUGGCGAUCCGCAAGAGCUGACGGUGCCCAACGAUAAUUCAAUAUUCCAGGAAGAGCUGGGAUGCAUGACUCUGGAUUCGUCGGGGAAAUAUAGAUAUGUCGGCGCGAAUUCCUCACUUCGAUGGUAUCACGCUGCGCGCAUGGUCAGUGAGCGAGCCGUUCCUUCAGAUCCACGCGUCGUUAUCCCAUUGAAAACAGGCUUGCUUCCACCAACCACGCCCGAAAGUGUCGCUAGUCAACACCGAGUCGAGCACUACCUGCCGUGUCAUCGGCUAUCUAUGGAGUACACCGCACGGUUCUUUGCACAGGCCCAUUCGAUGCAUUGUUUCUAUUCGCUCGAGCAAUUUUACACAAUGCUGGACCAUACUUUGGAAAAUCAGGGGAAAACUUCAAGUUCUUCUUGGCUAUGUUCGCUUUACUCUAUUUUCGCGAUCGGAUCAAUACGACCGAAAGGCACGCCAACAACGCCGGAUAAAACCCUUCCCGAGGAUAUUACAACUCCAGCCGGGUAUCUUGCACUGGCAAAGGAACUAGUCCCCCGGGCGGCGGAGGACGCCGAUAUUGAGAGUGUUAGAGCAUUCGCAUUGCUAAGCCUGGCGAUGCAUUCAAACUGUUAUAGUCUGGAGGCAUAUCUGUAUCUUGGUACAGCGGCGCGAAUAGGAUUCUCGCUCGGUUUGCACCGCGACAUAUUCCCAAAGGAUCUCUCAACGGUUGAUCGAGAGCGAUACCGGCGGGUAUGGUGGACGGUAUACAUCCUGGAUCACGAGAUGGCAAAUCGGUAUGGCUAUCCAUGUGCGAUUUCCGACGAUCUGGGUUUCAUGACAACAGGUCCCGCCUCGGAGCGGAUUUUGGAUCCAUCUCCGAACAUGCCACAGGGCUUCCAGACCCUCUCCGUUAGUCUUGUGCAGCUCCAGAAAAAGAUCAACCUGGAAUGUUUCUUGGAACCAUGUCAUGGCGGCGGCCGGCUGCCUAUUAACCUAGUGACCCAGAGUCUAACAACGCUGAAGAAGUGGUUGGAAAAGGUACCUCAUCAUCUGCGUUGGGACUGUGCUGCACCCCCACAACAUCUGCGAUCAAUCGCAGUUCUUCACUUGCGGUAUUGGUCCUUAGUGAUCUCAAUAUCACGUCCCUUUUUGCUACUCUCAGUAACAAAGGCUGGGGAAAUCGACUCCCUCAUCAGACUCAGGUGUUAUGAUAAACUUAGCAACGCCUGCAUUGAAGCAGCAGAGAUGUCAGUCCGUAUCUUGCAGCGGAUGCAGGAUAUGAACAUACUGUCCAGUUUAACACUGAACGACUGUCAUUGCGCAGGGGAAGCGAUGUGCGUUCUCCUGCUGGCGCUUCGGAAGGCUCAGAGUGCUAAGCAUCAAGAUAUGUUGCGCACCUGCCUGGGCACCUUGGCGAGCAUGGAAAAAGUUGGUUGGUGCGAGCGGAUCGUGCCUGAUAUACAGGCACGUGUGUAUGAGAGUGGCGUACUGGACUUGGAGGCCCCGACGGGGAUUCAGGAGCAGAAUUUGCUCUCGGAUGGACCAGGGAGCUCGGAAUAUACGGAGUUGUGA
This is a messenger RNA of Penicillium robsamsonii, 1950 nucleotides long. RefSeq names its product Zn(II)2Cys6 transcription factor. The transcript has 4 exons. The record is from RefSeq and is a predicted model, not a curated record. Bases 1 to 1950 code for a protein of 649 amino acids. Gene Ontology annotation, biological process: DNA-templated transcription; positive regulation of transcription from RNA polymerase II promoter by galactose. Gene Ontology annotation, molecular function: zinc ion binding; DNA-binding transcription factor activity, RNA polymerase II-specific; RNA polymerase II cis-regulatory region sequence-specific DNA binding. Lineage: Eukaryota; Fungi; Ascomycota; Eurotiomycetes; Eurotiales; Aspergillaceae. Gene Ontology annotation, cellular component: nucleus.